Messenger RNA from Ahaetulla prasina, 698 nucleotides. RefSeq names its product phospholipase A and acyltransferase 3-like. Gene Ontology annotation, biological process: N-acylphosphatidylethanolamine metabolic process. Lineage: Eukaryota; Metazoa; Chordata; Lepidosauria; Squamata; Colubridae. Gene Ontology annotation, molecular function: A2-type glycerophospholipase activity; glycerophospholipid phospholipase A1 activity. Gene Ontology annotation, cellular component: cytoplasm. The transcript is spliced from 4 exons. The record is from RefSeq and is a predicted model, not a curated record. Bases 181 to 672 code for a protein of 163 amino acids.
UGCUUUUCAGAGCCGACUCAGCUCUCCCGCUUCCACUUUCCAUCCUGUUUAUUCCAAAUUGUUAGUUCUGUUCAGGCAGCUUCCAAAAGAACAGUGGGUUUGUGUGGGGGUUUUGUGUAUCCUGUGUUGUGUUGGUGAAAAAGUCAAAGCUGCAGCGAGCAGCGAUACGAACAGUGACAUAUGAACAGCAUGGAGGAGGUUGAUCUGGAGCUCGGGGACUUGAUAGAAAUCUUCCGCUUGGCUUACCAGCAUUGGGCGAUCUAUGUGGGGAACGGUUAUGUGAUCCAUCUCGCUCCGCCAAGUGAACUUGCAGGAGCUGGUUGCGCCAGCCUGAUGUCCACCCUCACUAACAAGGCCUAUGUGAAGAAGGAAAAGCUCUCGGAAGUGGUGGGCCACGACCGAUACCGGGUCAACAACAAACACGAUUCCAAAUACACCCCGCUGCCCGUCAACAAGAUUAUCCAGCUGGCUGAAGAGAAGGUGGGCCAAGAACUGGAAUAUAAAAUCACCAGUGAGAAUUGCGAGCACUUCGUCACCGAACUGCGCUACGGCGUGGCCAGGAGCGAUCAAGUCCGAGAUUUCUUUGUGGGGGCGACCAUCGCGGGCCUGGCUGGCUUGUUUGUUGGCGUCGGCACAGCCAUGGUUAGGAGGAAAAAGCAGCAGAACCAAUAAUGAGGAAAAAAGCAGAUUUCUCAGAG